This is a messenger RNA of Diuraphis noxia (Russian wheat aphid), 1296 nucleotides long. Its product is annotated as type 1 phosphatidylinositol 4,5-bisphosphate 4-phosphatase. Gene Ontology annotation, biological process: phosphatidylinositol dephosphorylation. Lineage: Eukaryota; Metazoa; Arthropoda; Insecta; Hemiptera; Aphididae. Gene Ontology annotation, molecular function: phosphatidylinositol-4,5-bisphosphate 4-phosphatase activity. Gene Ontology annotation, cellular component: late endosome membrane; phagocytic vesicle membrane; plasma membrane. The record is from RefSeq and is a predicted model, not a curated record.
UGUUGGUGGUUUUGUCUUGCGUCUCGAGCCGCCGACCAGCCACACACCGACACCGCACGACGGACGAGUGAUAAAAAAUUAAUGAUUAUUGACCGAAACACGACAAGUCGACAACGAAGUUCGGAAACACAGCCGCCGCCGCCGCAUGCCGUGUUCGGUAGACGGAUAGUCUUUUAUAGUUUUUUACGACUUAGUAUUCCGUAGGCCGUUCUCGUUUGUUGCGGCAUUUCCCCCGUCGGUCGUGUCUGUCCCCAUCAUUGUCGACGCAGUCGGACAAUAAUAAUAGUAAUAAUAAUUACUACAAUAGCUGUAAUUGCAUUGUACUUUUGUUGUCAUUGCCGAUUGCUGAUCGUGGAAAAAUGACUGACACGAAACCGCUGUUGGACAGCGGCGAUUUGACCGCCCAAAAAGCUUCGGAAGCAGUGCGCGAAAAACACAAGCCUAUAAGAAGUGCUCCWGCGGGCAAGAAAUAUGUACGCUGUUUGUGUCAUUGUCUUUUGAUUUGCAAAAGUACAUCACAGCGUAUUGCUUGUCCCCGAAUAAACUGCAAAAGAGUUAUAAACUUAGCGCCAAGUCCUGUAACACCGCCAAUUCCUCAGGUUCCAGGAAUGUGUCGUGUUACUUGUGUGCACUGUCAGGAUACAUUCCUUUUUAAUAUGUUACAAAACGCAUUGGCUAGAUGCCCGCAUUGCCGUAAAGUGUCUUCUGUUGGCCCUGAAUUUGCCAAAGCAAAAGCUAUAUUUUUCCUCAUAUUAUCUGUCAUACUGUUUAUUAUUGGCGGAUGUGUUGUAUUUUUCACAUACUCAAAYGCAAAGGCUCACAGCGGUUAUUUCAUUAUUCACAUUGGUAUCCUCAUGUUAACACUUUUAGCAUUUUGGAAAUGUCUAUAUUACUGCCGAAUUAAAGUCAGCUCUAUUGAUGGACCUGUCUAAAAAUAAUAAUAUAUUGUAUCCUUAGAAUAUUGGCCAUUUUAAAUGUUAAAAAAAAUUAUUUUAUACUAUGGUAAAUAAUUAUUGUAGUUUUAUACCUCUUGUUUUUUUUUUCUGUUUAAUAUUAAUUGAAUUUGUUGAAUCUUAUAAUAUGAGGAAAAAGAUUCCAUUUACAAGUGUACACUUUUGCAGUAAUGUUGAAUAAUAAUAAUAAUAAUUCCCUAUUAUUAUUACUAUUGUUAAUGACGAUAAUCUUCUAUUUUAAGUAAAACAAAAAAUUAAAUUAAAUGAUUCUGACAUUGUUCGAUCUAACAUUUACGAAAUUUAUGUCUAUUCCAGAUAACCUGAGUUUAAUAAUAAUAUUAUU